GAGUGAGGGAGAGGGGGAUGCUUCUCGCGAUCCCUUCAACUUUGGGUUUUUAACCUGCUUCCCUCAUCCUUUCUCCUCUCCCGUUUUCAAUCAUCCUCCCCGGAUUUUUACAUACUUUUGCAGUAUAAAUAUUGCAUUUAUAGCAAAACACCUUUGCUGCAAUUAAUGGAGAAGUUGUGACCAAGAAUGGAUCCUCAGUCUUUCAUCAGGUUAUCAAUAGGAUCAUUGGGACUGAGAAUCCCCAAACUGCCCUCAAACAGUCCGGAAUCUCGUCCUUGUUCUUGUGAGAUCCGUCUUCGAGGCUUCCCCGUGCAGACAACGUCAGUUCCCUUUUUACCCUCACCCGAAGCUACCCCAGAUCCUAACAGCAUAGCCUCCAGCUUCUAUCUGGAGGACUCCGAUGUAAAAUCACUCCUCCAACCGGGCUGUUUCCACACGAACCACGCCUGCCUGGAGAUAGUUGUCUUUACAGGACACAAAGGUACCCAUUGUGGGGUUGCCAUUAAGAGGCAGCAAGUUGGUACAUUUAGGUUGGAAGUGGGCCCCGAGUGGAGUAAAGGGAAACCUGCCCUUCUCUUCAAUGGCUGGAUUGGGAUUGGCAAGAACAAGCCGGGUGCCAGUGGCAAACCUGGGGUCGAGCUUCAUCUACGGGUGAAGCUUGAUCCCGAUCCCAGAUAUGUUUUCCAGUUUGAGGAAAAGACUAAACUUAGCCCUCAGAUUGUUCAGCUUCAAGGGACCAUCAAACAACCCAUUUUCAGCUGCAAGUUCAGUCAAGAUAGGGUCCCACAGGUGGAUCCAUUGAGCAACUUUUCAUCAGGCUUUCCUCAUGGCUCAAACCUUGAAAUGGAAAGAAGGGAGAGGAAAGGCUGGAAGGUGAAGAUACAUGAUCUCUCCGGCUCUGCAGUAGCCGCCGCCUUUAUAACAACUCCCUUCGUGCCGUCAACGGGUCGGGAUUGGGUCGACCGGUCCAAUCCCGGAGCUUGGUUGAUCGUGCGGCCCGACCCAUUCACGCCUGACAGUUGGCAACCGUGGGGGAAACUCGAGGCUUGGCGAGAACGCGGCGGGAUCAAAGAUUCCGUCUGCUGCCGCUUCCACCUCGUCUCCGAGGAAGGAGGCGGCGGCAGCGGGGUUCUCAUGUCAGAGAUACUCGUCGGCGCCGAGAAGGGCAUGGAGUUUUGCAUAGACACCGAGAAACGGGUUCCAAAAGCGGGCGGUGGCAGCAGCGGCGAUAUGUCGGUUCCAGGUGGUUUCGUGAUGAGGUGUAGGGUGCAACCGGAGGGGAAAUGCCGGAAGCUUCUGGUGCAGCUAGCGAUGCGGCACGUGACUUGUGUGGAGGAUGCCGCCAUCUUCAUGGCACUCGCGGCGGCCGUUGAUCUCAGCGUGGAGGCAUGCAGGCCGUUCCGCAGUCGGAGGCUCGGGAGGGGCCCGCGCCGGCAUUCAUGGUGACAUAUGUCUUCUUGUUGAAGUAGCACACUUUGAGUGUUCAUCUGUUUCUAUCAACUGGCCAAUGGAGGCACUGAUCUGAUAUGUGUAUUAUCUUUGAUGGUUGUAAUAACUACUGUGUCCUCAU
This is a messenger RNA of Cuscuta campestris, 1570 nucleotides long. The record is from the annotation of a GenBank genome assembly. Lineage: Eukaryota; Viridiplantae; Streptophyta; Magnoliopsida; Solanales; Convolvulaceae.